Messenger RNA from Cuscuta campestris, 1380 nucleotides. Lineage: Eukaryota; Viridiplantae; Streptophyta; Magnoliopsida; Solanales; Convolvulaceae. The record is from the annotation of a GenBank genome assembly.
AUAAGAACUCUGGUUGAUGUUGCUUUUCUCUCUCUACCAAGAGCCAGAGCUCCAUUAUUGAGAAGCCAAGGGAGAUGAGGAAGCCAUCUUCAUCAAUGGCGAACCCCAUCCUCCUCCUUCUCCAUUUCACUGCUUCUCUAAUGGCUCUUCUAUCACCAUCCUCAUCUCUGGCGGCCCAGCUUUCAUCAUCUUCCUCAUUCGACGAAAACUUCAGCAAAAGCUGCCCAGAGACCAACUUCAAAACCUCUGAAGAUGGCCAGAUCUGGUUUCUCUCCUUGGACAAAAGUGCAGGUUGUGGGUUUGCUACAAAGCAUAAGUACAGAUUUGGUUGGUUCAGCAUGAAGAUGAAGUUGGUGGGAGGUGACUCUGCUGGUGUUGUCACUGCUUUUUAUAUGUGCUCCGAGUACAAUGAUAAAGGGGAAGGAUGGGGGAGUAGAGACGAGCUAGAUUUCGAGUUCUUGGGGAACAGGACAGGGCAACCUUACAUUAUUCAGACCAAUGUGUACCAGAAUGGCACCGGCGGUCGUGAAAUGCGCCAUGUUCUCUGGUUCGACCCUACCAUGGACUUCCAUACUUACUCCAUUCGCUGGAACCCUCACAUGAUUGUGUUCUAUGUGGAUAGAGUUCCCAUAAGAGUGUACAAAAAUGCAAACUACACAAACAACUUCUUCCCCAUAGAGAAGCCAAUGUACUUGUUCUCAAGCAUAUGGGACGCGGACGACUGGGCGACAAGGGGCGGUUUGGAGAAAACCGACUGGAGAAACGCGCCGUUCGUGUCCACGUACAAAGACUUCAAUGUGGACGCCUGCCAGUGGGAGGAUCCCUACCCGGCGUGCGUAUCCACCACGACCCAGCACUGGUGGGACCAGUACCCGGCGUGGCACCUCUCGCCGGACGAGCAACUCGACUACGCUUGGGUCCUUCGGAACCUUGUGAUCUAUGAUUAUUGCCCGGACACCGACCGGUAUCCGACCAAGCCCGGGGAGUGCUGGCUCAGUCCGUGGGACUGAUUGAUUCAUCACACUGGAUUAUCCGAAUGAUUUUUUCAUGUUUUUACAUUACAUACGAAGUCUUCGUGAGGACAUUAUUGAAUUGAGUGUACAAUAUAUAUAAUUUUGUUUCAAGAAAUAAUUAAGGUCCUUUUUGGUACAUGGAAUUCAAACUAUGGAAUUGGAAUUGAAGACUUCAAUUCCAAUUCUGGUGUUUGGUAGCACAAAAAUUAUGUGAAUUUGGAAUUGAUAGUGCAAAAAAUGAUUUGAAAUUGACAGAAUUCAUUUCUAUGGAAUUAAAUCCCAUGUAAUUUCAAUUCCAAUUCCACCAAUUUUUUAUACCAAACGGACUCUAAGGUUAAUUUAUUCGAAAGAAAAGAAUUAUUGUGUG